GGCUAGAGAGAUGCGUUCGUAUCACGUGGAAGGGGCGCCCGGAGGAUCACGUGGUGCAAGAGAUGGCGGCUCCGGCGGAGCGAGAGGCGGGCGGCGGCGCCGAAGAGGCGUUUCUUACUUUCUACACGGAGGUGAAGCAAAUAGAAAAGCGGGACUCUGUUCUAACAUCAAAAAACCAAAUUGAGAGACUUACAAGACCUGGAUCAUCCUAUUUCAACCUGAAUCCAUUUGAGGUGUUGCAGUUGGAUCCUGAAGUUACAGAUGAGGAGAUAAAGAAAAGGUUCCGUCAGUUAUCCAUAUUGGUGCAUCCUGACAAAAACCAAGAUGAUCCUGAAAGAGCGCAGAAGGCAUUUGAAGCUGUCGACAAAGCAUACAAGUUGUUGCUGGACCAGGAACAAAAGAAGAGGGCCUUGGACGUGAUACAGGCUGGAAAGGAAUAUGUAGAGCACAUUGCAAAAGAAAAAAAGAAACAGUUAAAGAAAGAUGGCAAAUCAAUCAAUAUAGAAGAGGAUGAUCCAGAAGUUUUCAAACAAGCAGUGUACAAGCAGACAAUGAAACUCUUCGCAGAACUCGAAAUUAAAAGAAAAGAGAGAGAAGCAAAAGAAAUGCACGAAAGGAAGCGGCAAAGAGAAGAAGAAAUAGAGGCUCAAGAGAAAGCCAAGCGUGAGCGAGAGUGGCAGAAAAACUUUGAGGAAAGUCGGGAUGGACGUGUGGACAGCUGGAGGAAUUUCCAGGCAAAUACAAAAGGGAAGAAAGAGAAGAAAAAUAGGACCUUCUUGAGGCCCCCCAAAGUGAAGAUGGAGCAGCGUGAAUGAGCCUGGCUUUUAUAGGCUCCAGUGGACACUCAUAUCAUUGCCACAUUGAACCCUUUCUUGCUUUUCCUGUAGGAUCUUUAUUUUCAGUAUGAUUGAACCUUGGUCUGAGUAUUUUCUGUCUUCUGCACGUUUGCCCUGAGAUUCAUGGCGUGAUGUCCAGGGCCAAACCUACUGCACUUAGAACACCUGGCUAACUUAGAAAGACCCUACCGUAACUGCUGUUGCAUUUACUUGUCUUCCCCCCGUAAGUUAAUGUUCUGUAUUGCAAGGAUAUUGCUGUUCAAAUCACCGUUAAACCUAACUUGUAAAAGUGUCCAGCUGAGGCAAAUGCUGAAAAUGGUCAUCUGGGCCAGUUGUCAUGUUUUUGCCUGCAUCAGUUUCCACUUGGCAGUAGUGAGAAUUGAGCCUGAAAUAGAGAUGCAUAGUUGGACUUCACAAAAGUUCCCAACUCAGUUACACAGAGGAAAAUUUAUCCCUUGGCUCUGACUCUCAGCUGGAAACUCCUGCAUUCCAGGACUGCAGAUGAGUAACUGGCCUUCUAGACUUCCAGACCCCUCUUUGUAAAUAAAAAGUCUUGCAUUGGAUAUUCAGUUAGUGGCAAUGUUCUGUAUGUAAAAUAAAUUUUUACCCAAACAC
Messenger RNA from Rhineura floridana, 1451 nucleotides. RefSeq names its product DnaJ heat shock protein family (Hsp40) member C8 (gene DNAJC8). The transcript has 9 exons. Gene Ontology annotation, cellular component: nucleus. The record is from RefSeq and is a predicted model, not a curated record. Lineage: Eukaryota; Metazoa; Chordata; Lepidosauria; Squamata; Rhineuridae. The coding region runs from base 63 to 815 and encodes 250 amino acids.